Phytophthora sojae is the source of this 411-nucleotide messenger RNA. RefSeq lists its product as hypothetical. The record is from RefSeq and is a predicted model, not a curated record. The annotation marks the transcript as partial. The transcript has a single exon. NCBI's taxonomy places the organism in Eukaryota, Oomycota, Peronosporomycetes, Peronosporales, Peronosporaceae.
AUGGAGCUGUCGGCGCACGGCGGCAGUCGCGCGGCCUCCGGGUCCCGAUCCAACAGCUCGGAGGACGUCUUCGCUGCCCGCUCUCCGGUGUACGACGAGAAGAAGAACGGGCCGCGCUCGUGUCCGUCGGCGUUCAACGGCGAGGAGGCGAACCCGACGAGGUUUUCGCCGCAUAGACGACGACAGCCGCGUAACGGGGAGCUGAUCGUGUCCAAGCUGCUGCCCACGCGCGACAGUGUGAACAGUCUCCUGACGUAUCUGCACGAGCUGCAGAUAUCGGAGGCGAGCCUACGCAAGCAGUUGCUCAAGACCAAGCAGCACACAGAAGAGGAGCUGUACCAGUCGCUGUCGAAGCUGACUGAGCUGCAAAGAACCAUGCACGAGGUGGAGCGAGAUCGACGAAUAGCGCAG